This is a messenger RNA of Erinaceus europaeus (western European hedgehog), 1343 nucleotides long. It is a transcript of the gene EDNRB, whose product is annotated as endothelin receptor type B. The coding region runs from base 1 to 975 and encodes 324 amino acids. The transcript is spliced from 6 exons. Gene Ontology annotation, cellular component: membrane. Gene Ontology annotation, molecular function: endothelin receptor activity. Gene Ontology annotation, biological process: G protein-coupled receptor signaling pathway; vasoconstriction; enteric nervous system development. NCBI's taxonomy places the organism in Eukaryota, Metazoa, Chordata, Mammalia, Eulipotyphla, Erinaceidae. The record is from RefSeq and is a predicted model, not a curated record.
AUGAGGAAAAGAAUAAGAACUGGAAUUUGUUAUCUGACUCUGCAUGUUAAUUAUUCUCCACUAAGCAAUGCAGUUCAGAGGUGUCUCCUGAAGCUCUCCCUAACAGCACUUCUCAUCUCCUCCAUGCAGCUACUAGCAGAGGACUGGCCCUUUGGAGCUGAGAUGUGUAAGCUGGUGCCUUUCAUACAGAAGGCCUCUGUGGGGAUCACCGUGCUGAGUCUAUGUGCUCUAAGUAUUGACAGAUAUCGAGCUGUUGCUUCUUGGAGUCGAAUUAAAGGAAUUGGGGUUCCAAAAUGGACAGCAGUAGAAAUUGUUUUAAUUUGGGUGGUCUCGGUGGUUCUGGCAGUCCCUGAAGCUGUGGGUUUUGAUAUGAUUACCCUUGACUAUAAAGGAAGAUCUCUGCGAAUCUGCUUACUUCAUCCUACUCAGAAAACAGCUUUCAUGCAGUUUUACAAGUCGGCUAAAGAUUGGUGGCUAUUUAGUUUCUAUUUCUGCUUGCCCCUGGCCAUCACUGCAAUUUUUUAUACCUUGAUGACCUGUGAAAUGUUGAGAAAGAAGAGUGGCAUGCAGAUUGCUUUAAAUGACCACUUAAAGCAGAGACGGGAAGUGGCCAAAACAGUAUUUUGCCUCGUCCUUGUCUUUGCCCUCUGCUGGCUUCCCCUUCACCUCAGCAGGAUUUUGAAGCUCACUCUUUAUGAUCAGAAUGACUCCAACAGAUGUGAACUUUUGAGCUUUUUGUUGGUUUUGGACUACAUUGGCAUCAACAUGGCCUCCCUGAAUUCCUGUAUUAAUCCAAUAGCUUUGUAUCUGGUGAGCAAAAGAUUCAAAAAUUGUUUUAAGUCAUGUUUAUGCUGCUGGUGCCAGUCAUUUGAAGAAAAACAGUCUUUGGAGGAAAAGCAGUCGUGCCUAAAGUUCAAAGCUAACGAUCACGGAUAUGACAACUUCCGUUCCAGUAAUAAAUACAGCUCAUCUUAAAAGAAGGAAUAUUCCCUUAAUUUGAUUUUCUUUAUUUUGAACAUAAGUCAUUACAACAGUAUGGCAUUCACUGAAACAGCUGUGUGUUUGCAUAAAACAAUUUAAGAGUGAUUAUUUUCUCAAGACUCAUACGUGCCAUGUUAUGGGCUGAGGAGGAUGAGAUGAAAAGCAGUGAGAAGUAAGAAAGCUUCAGUAUGAAAGCACUUGAUUUGUGACUGUCAGCACUUCAAUGUAGCUCUUAAUAACUAAUACCAUGUAUUCAUACACCACUUUUGUUUAAAAUGAGCUCAUUCAAAUGUAUUUUUUAAAAUUAUCACAAAGGUUUAUUUUUAAUGUGAAUUUGAUAAAGGAAAAAUAUGUAACUGUAA